Messenger RNA from Trichomycterus rosablanca, 420 nucleotides. RefSeq names its product H6 family homeobox 4 (gene hmx4). Gene Ontology annotation, biological process: regulation of transcription by RNA polymerase II. The record is from RefSeq and is a predicted model, not a curated record. Gene Ontology annotation, molecular function: RNA polymerase II transcription regulatory region sequence-specific DNA binding; DNA-binding transcription factor activity, RNA polymerase II-specific. Gene Ontology annotation, cellular component: nucleus. The annotation marks the transcript as partial. The transcript has a single exon. Lineage: Eukaryota; Metazoa; Chordata; Actinopteri; Siluriformes; Trichomycteridae.
GUACGGGACGGCAGCUCAGAUAAAAGCGCGCAGAUUGCGGUGAAAAAGAAAACGCGCACUAUUUUUUCCAAGCGGCAGAUUUUCCAGCUGGAAUCCACGUUCGAGGCGAAGCGCUACCUGAGCAGUGCGGAACGCGCAUGUCUGGCCAGUUCGCUCCAGCUCACCGAGACCCAGGUCAAGAUCUGGUUCCAGAACCGGCGGAAUAAAUUAAAAAGGCAGCUGCUGUCGAAUGAAAUGGACGCACCGAGUGCGGAUUUCGGGGAGAAGACUGUAGGACUGCCGCUGUUCUAUAAAGAGAACGCGUUAUUGGGGAGAUGUUUAUUACCGGCGCCGGUACCGAUCCUGUAUCCCGGAGGCAGCGCGCCUUACCUCUGCUUCUCAAACCCCAGCAAAUACUUCGGACUCUUCCAAGAUGUCUGA